Molecule: messenger RNA, 810 nt
Organism: Macrosiphum euphorbiae (potato aphid)
Lineage: Eukaryota; Metazoa; Arthropoda; Insecta; Hemiptera; Aphididae
Source: the annotation of a GenBank genome assembly
AUGUCGUUGAGAAACGUCGCCCGGAAGCUGCUGCUGUCCCGUUCGCGGAUCUUCGGCCCCGGUCUCGCUCCGCCGUCGCCACAACAGCAGCCUCGCCGGUCCGUCGGCGCGUACGAAAACGACGGCAAGACGUACGUGUCCAUGUUGAACAACAACAACAUCCGGGACGGCAUCAUGAUUUCCGCUUAUAGCCAGUACGGCUUCCGGUUGAAUAACGGGUUCGUGGUGCUCGGGCCGGUCGUGUGCUUCGCCAACUCGAUAAUGGCCUGGCGCGUGAACGACGACCGGGACGUGGGCGUCGACUCGCUGUCGAUGCUGUUCCACCUGGAACCCGCGCCCGCCGUCAUCGUGCUGGGCCUGGGCGACGGGCCGCAGCGGAACCGCCGCGACGACAAUCACCGCCAGCUGCACCACCUGAACCGGCGACAGUUGGACAAGGUGGUGUGGGCCGCAGCCCGGCAGUACGGGUGCACGGUCGAGGUGCUGCCGGUGGACGCGGCCCUGGCCACGUACAACUUCAUCAUCAGCGAGGGCCGGCACGCGGCCGGUCUGUUCAUACCACCGCGGUUCAUACCGGCGUUGGACGACGACGCGACCACGGCCCACGCGCGCCACAUCCACCUGUACGGCGAGAGCAUGCCGGUCACCGACGUGUGGUUGGACGCGGAAGAGCGCAGCGAGCUGAUCAACGCCAACUACCGGGAGUUCGGUGAAGUGGUGGGUGCGCAGAACGCGGCCGACCACGAGAUGCGGGCGAAAUUGGCCGGGGACCGGAAGCCCGCCGAGGACCCCGAGAAGAAGAUCCGGUGA